AUGGAAACACUAUGGAGGACCCUGGCCUGCACUGUCAUCACUACCAUAGUUGCCACCGUGGUCGCAGGAGGGCACAGCGCUGAGGAGCUUGCACUGUCACAAGCCGCAUUCCUGUCCAGUCUCGGCCAGUAUGAGAUUGCCAUCCCAGUACGUGUGGGACCUCAGGGGCAGACCUGGGAGAUGGAGGAUGCUCCACAUCACCACCCUCAACAUAACCCCCACCAUCGAAGGCGACGCAGCACAGAGGACCAGCCACCAGACAACGUCUUCUACCAACUGUCCACACCACAUACCAACUUCCUGCUUAACCUGACGCUGCAGGGGGGCCUUCUGUCCAGGCAGUUUAGGGUGGAGUACUGGAGAAAAGGCCGAUUAGCUUGGAGCCACCCCUAUUCCCCCAACUGCCACUAUGUAGGACACCUCCAAGACCAGCCGCACUCCAGCAAAGUGGCCCUCAGCAACUGUAAUGGCUUGCAGGGGGUGAUUGUGGCAGGGGGAGAGGAGUACCUCAUUGAGCCCCUAGUUUCACGAGAGAACGAGACCAAGGUGGAGAUGGGGGAGAGGGCAGUGGAGCGCCCCCAUGUGGUUUACAAGAGGUCAUCUCUCCGCCACCAGUACAUGGACCAGUCCUGUGGAGUCAUUGAUGAGAAGCCAGGGAAGGGUGUGUCAUGGUGGCAACGGACCCUGAAGACCCCUCCCCAUCACGUAGGCCGAGGCCAGCUGCCUCUGAAGCGCUCUGUGAGCCGUGAGCGCUAUGUGGAGACAUUGGUGGUGGCCGACAAGAUGAUGGUGGGCUACCACGGUCGUCGAGACAUUGAGCAGUACAUCCUGGCUGUCAUGAAUAUUGUUGCCAAACUGUUCCAGGAUUCUAGUCUGGGGAACGCAGUCAACAUCGUGGUGACGCGGCUCAUUUUGCUUAUGGAAGACCAGCCAACACUUGAGAUCAACCACCAUGCGGGGAAGUCCUUGGAUAGCUUCUGUAAGUGGCAGAAGUCCAUCCAGCACCGGAGCAGCUAUGGGAACGCCAUCCCAGACAAUGGCAUCGCUCACCAUGACACCGCUGUGCUCAUCACCAGGUACGAUAUCUGCAUCUACAAGAACAAGCCCUGUGGAACUUUAGGUUUGGCUCCAGUAGGGGGGAUGUGUGAGCCAGAGCGGAGCUGCAGCAUCAACGAGGACAUUGGCCUGGCGACAGCCUUCACCAUUGCCCAUGAGAUAGGACACACGUUUGGAAUGAACCAUGAUGGUGUAGGGAACUCCUGUGGUGCACGCAACCAGGAGAUGGCCAAGCUGAUGGCUGCCCACAUUACCAUGAAAACCAACCCCUUUGUCUGGUCUGCCUGCAGCAGGGAUUACAUCACCAACUUCUUGGACUCAGGUAUGGGCUCCUGUCUGAACAACAUCCCCCCCAAGCAGGAGUUUGUGUACCCUACCACAGCCCCAGGACAGGCCUACGAUGCUGAUGAACAGUGCCGCUUCCAAUAUGGUGUCAAAUCUCGACAGUGUAAAUAUGGGGAAGUCUGCAGUGAACUGUGGUGCAUGAGCAAGAGCAACCGUUGCAUCACCAGCAGCAUACCGGCUGCAGAGGGAACCAUCUGUCAGACCAACACCAUAGAGAAAGGGUGGUGCUACAAGAGGGUGUGUGUGCCCUACGGGACCCGUCCUGAGGGGGUGGAUGGAGGUUGGGGUCUGUGGUCACCUUGGGAGGAGUGCAGCAGGACCUGUGGAGGGGGAGUCUCCUCCUCUGUCAGACACUGUGACAGCCCCAGGCCAACCAUAGGUGGAAAAUAUUGCCUGGGGGAGAGAAAACGCUUCAGAUCUUGCAAUAUUGAUGAGUGCCCUCCAGGCUCACAGGAUUUUCGAGCGAUUCAGUGCUCCGAUUUUGACAGUGUUCCUUUCAGGGGGAAAUUCUACACCUGGAAGCCCUACAGAGGGGGUGGUGUGAAGUCCUGCUCUUUGAACUGCCUCGCGAAGGAUACAACUCUCUACACGGAACGUGCUCCGGCUGUGGUGGACGGCACACCUUGCCGAGAUGAUUCCCUGGACGUGUGUGUAAAUGGAGAGUGUAAGCAUGUGGGCUGUGACCGCAUCCUUGGCUCGGAUGUGCGUGAGGAUCGCUGCCGGCUCUGCGGGGGCGACGGGAGCAGCUGUGAGGCCAUCGAGGGAGUUUUUAAUGACUCGCUGCCUGAAGGAGGUUAUGAGGAGGUGGUCAGAAUCCCCAAAGGAUCAGUGUUUAUCCACAUACAAGAGCUCAACGUCUCCUCAACUAUCUUGGUAGGAGUCCAUUACUGUUUGCUGAAGAGCAAAGGCGACCAGUACUUUAUCAAUGGGAAGCUGACCAUUGACACACCUCGCAGGUUUGACAUUGCCGGGACCACCUUCCAUUAUCGAAGACCCACCGAUGGACCAGAAACCCUGGAGGCUCAAGGCCCCACUAACAUGACACUCAUCGUCAUGGUCCUGGUUAGAGAGGAGACCCCAGGGAUCCACUACCGUUUUAACCCUUCGAUCAGUAGGGAUCCCCUGAGUGGCUACGCCUGGCACUACACUUCUUGGUCUCGCUGCUCAGCUCUCUGUGCUGGAGGUGUGCAGAUCCAGCAGGUGGUGUGUAAGAAGCAGGCAGACCACUCUGUGGUGUACAACCACUUCUGUGACAAGAAAGGUAAACCCAAAGAAAAGAGAAGAGCCUGUAAUUCUGAGCCAUGCUCCCCAACCUGGUGGACAGGGGAGUGGUCAGAGUGUAGUCGGACCUGCAAUGGGGGCCUGAGCACGCGAGAGGUGUUGUGCAAAAGGAGGAUUUCUGCCACAGAAGAGAAGGUCCAGGAUGACUCGGGCUGUUCCCUGCCACGACCUUCCCUCACUGAGCCCUGCAACAACCAUACCUGCCCCCCUGAAUGGCUGGCCCUGGACUGGUCAGAGUGUACCCCCAGCUGUGGCCCCGGCUACAGGCACCGUGUGAUCCUGUGUAAAAGUGGGGAGAGCAGUGACACCUUGCCAGAGUCUGAGUGCCCCAAGCACGGCCGUCCCACCUCCAGGGUGCGCUGUAACCUUCAGCGCUGUCCUCCCCCUCGUUGGGUUACAGGUCCCUGGGGAGAGUGCUCUGCAAAAUGUGGCCUGGGCCAGGAGAUGCGCUCUGUGCAGUGUCUGACCCACACCGGCCAGCCAUCCAACGAGUGUCUGGAACAUCAGCGACCAGCCGCCAUGCAGCAGUGCAAGAGCAAAUGUGACCUCAGUCUGCCAGCAAGCACAGACAACCCUGAAGGCAUCCUCUCACUUUCCAAGAUUGUGUUAAACAAUCUAGUUAAAAACUCCACGGCCAUCUCUCCUAAACACCUCCAUGCCUCCACAGAGUGCAAAGAUGUGAACACUGUGGCCUACUGCCCCCUGGUGCUCAGGUUCAAGUUCUGCGGCCGGCCAUACUUUCGACAGAUGUGCUGUAAGACCUGCCAGGGACACUGACCUGCCUGGCGGGUCAUAAGCCUGCAGCCUCCCUCCUUGGGUCCUGAACCCACCCCAAAACUCUCUCACUGAGCCUUGUACCAGCCGCCACUACAUGGCCUCUGGCAGAUGUGUUGUUAGACCUUCUUGGGGCACUGCCACUGUGAAAACUGCAUCCGGUCCCAUGACUGUAAUGCUGGGCUUUAUCCUGACCAAAUUCAAGCCCGUGCUAGCUGUUAAGUCCAUUGGGUUUCCCCAAAAGCAUAACCCAGAACCAAAGCCAGCCAGAACCAGGCUCAACUGGGCCAAAAUGGUCUGAGCUGAGUUAUACAUUCCACAGGAGGGAGGGCUGUUGCUGACUUUUAGAGAGGGUGAGAGAGAGAGGGGGAGAGAGUAAUGUACUUAAAUCCUAUUCUCAGAGAGUGGCCUUAUGAAUAGCAGUUCUGUCUUUGUGUUUUUGUUUCUUCCUCUCUGUUUCCCUCUCCUUCACUUCCCCCUUUCUCUUCAGUAUUCUAUUCCUCUAAUGUUAUAUUUUGGUGCUACUAUAUUUUAUAAUGGCCGCAGGACUGGUCGCAGUACUCUGUUCAGUUGAGUGAGCUCCUCUUGUAGUCUCUUGAGUGGCUGAAAGGUUACCCUGAAUUAUGAAGCCUGUACACUAACAGACACCAUGUGUGAUUAUGAAUUCGAUUAAUCUACUUUGUAAAAAUCAGAUUUUACAGACACCUUUGCCCAUGAAAUGUAAUACCUUAUAUUAUAAGAUGAAAUUAUUUCUUUGUAUACAAUCUAAUAGUUGUCACUUGACCACAUUGUCUACUAUUCUAUUGCUUUGUUUCAUGUCAACAUCUUUACCAAUCCUCACUGAUAUUCAACUCAAGUAUGAGCACAGUUGGAUUUGCACAAGGUCUGAGCAGUCAAAGGAUGUGUUUUAGGCUUGAUGUCUCUUAUGUAAACUGGGACUGUCUGUCUCCACUCUCACUGCAGUGAACCUGCCAUAAUCUUGCCAAUUUGCUGGGCACAGUUUGUUCAGUGGUUAGUUCACUUAAACCUCAUCACCUCUAUAAUACAACAGUGCUUAAUGCUGCACAGGCAAACCAAAGACACACUGCCUUAGUUAUAUGAGCAAAGGCAAUACUGACUCACUUGGACAUUUUCUGUUUAUAAUGCAUUUUCGUUCUAUGUUGUUCCUGGUGACUGUGGCUGCCUACAUAAAAUCUCCACAAAGGACCCUUUAACAUUUGAGAUCAGUACCUUGGUCGAAAAAAAACAACAAAACGCCAUGGCAUAUACUUUGCUGUUCUUUUACUUGGCUUACGAUGCCACUUGUUACUACUCAUGGUCAGGUACUACAGUGCUAGUAACUUUUCUUGUGAGUUUAAAGCUAGCACUCAGAAUGCCGAGUCAGAGGAACAGGUCCACCGAGGGUAGACCUUUGACCCCACUGCAUUCAGCAGUUGGGGUGCUAAUCUAAGGCUGGAUUUACACUGUCACAGAUGGUUUGACAUGAAAUGUUCUGCAACACAGAUAUGAUUUAUUUAUGGCUGUCUAAACAUGGAGAAACCACAUGGGAAUAUAAGUGUUCCUGAUUCCUGACUAUUCAAGAAUGCCAUGAUACAAACUCUGCCUCACAAUUAAAACCAGUAAAAAUUUAUGUUUCUGUGUAUAUCCACAUAGCCUUUUUUUUUGUUUAAAGAUCGUGACGUUAUAUGGUCACGUAACUUCAUCAGUGUCCGUAGAUUAGCCCCCCCCCAAGUUCCACCCCACCCCUGAAUGUAGCUACAUGACUGAAUAGACUCUGUGAUGGAGUUCCCUCAGGACAUUAUUUCCUCUGCCAUUGAGUAGGUGUGGUGGACCUUUUCAACCAGUGUAUCCUGUAAAGAGAUUACUUUGUAUAGGUUUUACUGAAGCGUUUUUUAGUAUCCUAUUCAACAUGUUGAUUCAGAGGUCUUUUCAUCCUGACAAGAAAAGAAAAAAAAAAUCUAUGCCACACUGCCAGUUCACUGUGUUGUGUAUUGAACUGUGUCUCUACUCUCUGCACUGGUCCACACUGUUCGCCGCCAAGAGCAGCUCGAUACACCGUUAUAGGACACUCAAGAAGAAGAAGAAGAAGCUAUGUCUCUGUGGGAAUUGGCAUCAUUUUUAUUCUUCAUUUCCAAUGAGGUGCUUUGUUUCGGAAUGGUGCUAUUAAGUCACUUAGUGUUCGUCUUGGAUUUUGAGUUGUCGUUUAAACAGUUGCGCUCUCAACUAGUCUGAAAGAAAGAGAAUUUGAAGCUCUUUCCCCUUAACGAUGCUUUUUUUUUUUAAAUUCCAAACGCAGUGAAGAGAAAAGCUACAGCUUUGUCACGCCAUCGUUUUCCACUCAUAAUUCAUCCCCACAAUGUCAGAGGUCAGAACUGGAUGCAGUCAAUUUGUGGAUGAGAUUCACUUACAAAUAGGACGUGCGACAUUUAUGAAGAAAUUUCCAUGAAUUAUUGAUUCAAAUAAAGCUAUUACAGUGUUUAACAUUUAGGCGAUUGAUUUUUUUUUUUUAUGAACCACCCGUUUCAACCUGGAUCUACGGCUAUGGUUCACACACUAAGCAAUGAACAUGUGUUUAUUUGAGUAAACAAGAGGGACAGCAUUGUUUGUUGUUGUUUUGUUUUCACUUGACAGUUUUGACAAACAUGUACUGUAUGUUGUUUUAUACCAUAGAAGAUAAAUCCAUUUGUCCCCCCCCCCAAACGUACAACUCUUGAAAUGGAAAUAUUAAAUUGAAUAAAUA
This is a messenger RNA of Lampris incognitus (smalleye Pacific opah), 6196 nucleotides long. It is a transcript of the gene adamts10, whose product is annotated as ADAM metallopeptidase with thrombospondin type 1 motif, 10. Gene Ontology annotation, molecular function: metalloendopeptidase activity. Gene Ontology annotation, biological process: extracellular matrix organization; proteolysis. The record is from RefSeq and is a predicted model, not a curated record. NCBI's taxonomy places the organism in Eukaryota, Metazoa, Chordata, Actinopteri, Lampriformes, Lampridae. Gene Ontology annotation, cellular component: extracellular matrix.